Messenger RNA from Amblyraja radiata (thorny skate), 2473 nucleotides. RefSeq names its product differentially expressed in FDCP 6 homolog. Gene Ontology annotation, cellular component: nucleus; cytoplasm. Lineage: Eukaryota; Metazoa; Chordata; Chondrichthyes; Rajiformes; Rajidae. The record is from RefSeq and is a predicted model, not a curated record. The transcript has 12 exons. The coding region runs from base 344 to 2197 and encodes 617 amino acids.
GACGACCACGUUUGUCGCCGCGGGAGAGCGAGUGCUGGGACUAAACGCCUGGAAGCGGGGCGUGUGGAGAGGGUCUCGGAGCCGCCUGAAGCCCGGGCGACCCCCGCGGCCAGCGGGCCCUGGUGAGGACACACCCCGCCUCGGGGCGGCUUCCACGGGACAUCAGCCCAGCUACGAGGCCGGAAGUGUAGCGGGGUGGGGGGAGAAAGAAGAAGAGAGAGAUCACAAAGCCAGGUAGAGCCGCUCAAGCGGCCGCACCCUACCCUCGACCAGCAGAGGGGCUAGCACGGCAUUCCCGGCCGAAUAGCCCGCGGCUGCUCGCCCAGUACAGCGGGAACCAAGCAUGGAUCUGAAGAGCGAGCUGCUGAAGUCUAUCUGGUACGCGUUCACCGCCCUGGACCGAGGGAAGAGCGGCAAGGUGUCAAAGUCUCAGCUGAAGGUGCUGUCACACAGCCUGUACACGGCGCUGAACAUCCCUCACGACCCCACUGUCCUGGAGGAUCACUUCCGAGAUGACAAUGACGGGCCCGUCUCCAGCCAAGGCUACAUGCCUUACCUCAACAAGUACAUCCUGGACAAAGCACAAGAUGGUAAUUACGACAAGGAAACUUUCAAUGAACUCUGCUGGACGCUGACAGCCCGUAAAAACUACACGCCCUCCAAGAGCCAGAGCCUGAUCGGUGCGAGAGAGGCCUUCAUGCUCUGGUGUCUUUUCAACUUCCUGUCCGAGGACAGGUAUCCCCUGGUCAUGGUACAAGAGGAGGUUGUGUACUUGUUAAGGAAGUUGUUCACGGCGACGGGACAAGAGUGGCUUCACGAAGAGGAUCUGAGUGACCAUUUUACACAGAACCCCACCCUUGAGAGGGCAGUCACUGUCUGGCAGUUCUUGGACAUGAUAGAAUCGGGGAAGUUGACCAAGCCAGCCAGCAAGGAGUCAUUCGCUCUGGGGAUCCAGUCGGCUUAUGAGGAGUUGGUGUUGGACGUGGCGCAAAAGGGCUACAUGUGGAAAAAAGGAAUUGUUCGGCGGAACUGGAUUGAGCGCUGGUUUGUGCUGAAGGCUUGCACCAUCUUGUACUAUGUCAAUGAGGACCUCAAGGAGGAGAAGGGGGAAAUUCAGCUCGAUAAGGACACCGUGGUUGAGGCGCUCCAGGACAAGGACGGCAAGCGCUGUUUGUUCUGCAUCAAGACUGCGAAUCGAGCGUACGAGCUGAGUGCAUCUGACACCAAGCGUCGGCAGGAGUGGAUGGAGAGUAUCACCAUAGCCAUUGGGCUUCAGGCAGAGAACAAGCCGCCUCUGCACAGGGAGCAGAAGGCCCGGCGGCGGGAACACCGACAGCAAGCAGCACAGAGGAGGGAGGAGGAGGAGCAAUGCCUGGCGGUGUUGCAGCAGGAGAAGCAAAAGCAGCUGCAGGAGCUAGAGAAGCUCAGACAGGCCCAGGAAGAUGCUCAGGCCAUUUGGCACAACAAGGAGUUCCAUUGGACGGAGCAGCAGGAAGAGAUGGAGCAGGUGCUGCAGAAGCAGCUACACCAGGCUCAGGAGGACAACCUCCACCUGCAACUGGAGGUGGAGCAGAAAGAGGUGGAGGCAGGAUUUCAACGCCGCCGGAUUCAGGAGCUGGAGCGGAUGCAGCGAGGGCUGGAGCAGGCGUUGGAGGUGGAGAUCCAGGCGCGCACUAGCGAGCAUGCGGCACGCUCGGCACAGGCAAGGCUGCUGCAGGAGGAGGAGGAGAAGCUGAGGGAGCUAAUGAGUCUGAAGUCGGAGCAGGAUCUCAACCCUCUGCUCUGGCAGGAGGAGCGGCAGCAGAUGACCCACGAGGCACAAGCUCUGCAGCAAGCAGUGGAUGAGCUGAGGAAGGACCGUCGGCAUCACAAGCAGGAUCUGGCUGCGGCGAAGACAAAGCGGAGGCAGGCGAGUCGAUGUGUGAAACAGUGGAACGUGCAGCUGACCCGACUGAUGCAGCCGAUCGGGCCUGGGGCCACCCACGGUAAACAAAGAGGCAACGUCAUGAGCCACAGAGGGGAUGGAAUCUUCCUACCCACGAACCGCGGUCCCAAGGACCCCCAUCACAAGACAAGGACACGAGGAAAGGGCGACAGUCCCAUGGGCUCAACCCAGGUCUCGGAUGACUCGUCAGAAUCCGACUCUGAUGACUAUGAAAACGUGGAAGAAUAUUUGAAGAACGUGUCACUGAAGUGAUCGAUGUCAUCGUAGGAGUGCAGCAGUUAGUUGUGAUAGACUGCAGAGUGUGAGAUAAGUGUGAAUAAUGCCAGGCAGGUUUCUCACCACCCUGUGUACCAGCAAUAGACCCAGUGCUAGUUUCCACUUCCUCAGUGGAUUAGAGUACCUCCAAUUUCCAGGCAGUCUUCUGCCUUUGUGAAGCCACAUGGAGGUUGGGGGAAGCGGGAGAGACAGACUCAUCAGCACAAGUGGCACUGAUACAUCAAACCAAUGAUAAAAUAUUCCUAAAACUCA